ACGCCUUUUUUCAAAAGACAUUACAUACAUACAUAUAUACACAUAAAAUGGUUAAGUUAAUCUUGGUUAGACACGGACAAUCUGUCUGGAACGAAAAGAACUUGUUCACCGGUUGGGUUGACUGUCGUUUAUCUGACGUUGGUGAAAAGGAAGCUGCUAAGGCUGGUGUUUUGCUUAAGGAAGCUGGCUUGAAGGCUGACAUCUUGUACACCUCCAAGUUGUCUCGUGCCAUUCAAACCGCCAACAUUGCUCUUUCUACUGCUGAUCAAUUGUACAUCCCAGUCAAGAGAUCUUGGAGACUUAACGAAAGACACUACGGUGCUUUGCAAGGUAAGGAUAAGGCUGCUACCUUGGAACAAUACGGUGCUGAAAAGUUCCAAACCUGGAGAAGAUCUUUCGACAUCCCACCUCCAACCAUUGAAGAUGACUCUGAAUUCUCCCAAGUUGGUGACGAACGUUACAACGAUGUUGACCCUAACGUUUUGCCAAAGACCGAAUCCUUGAAGUUGGUCAUUGACAGAUUGUUGCCAUACUGGCAAGAUGAAAUUGCCAAGGAUCUUUUGGAUGGUAAGACCGUUUUGGUUGCUGCCCACGGUAACUCCUUGAGAGCUUUGGUUAAGCACUUGGACAACAUUUCCGACGAAGAAAUUGCCGGUUUGAACAUCCCAACUGGUAUCCCAUUGGUUUACGAAUUGGACGAAAAGCUCCAACCAACCAAGCCAGCUUACUACUUGGACCCAGAAGCUGCUGCUGCUGGUGCUGCUGCCGUUGCCGCCCAAGGUACCAAGAAAUAGAUAAAUC
Molecule: messenger RNA, 801 nt
Organism: [Candida] anglica
Lineage: Eukaryota; Fungi; Ascomycota; Pichiomycetes; Serinales; Debaryomycetaceae
Source: the annotation of a GenBank genome assembly